Messenger RNA from Vombatus ursinus (common wombat), 4406 nucleotides. RefSeq names its product synaptosome associated protein 29 (gene SNAP29). Gene Ontology annotation, molecular function: syntaxin binding; SNAP receptor activity. Lineage: Eukaryota; Metazoa; Chordata; Mammalia; Diprotodontia; Vombatidae. The transcript is spliced from 6 exons. Gene Ontology annotation, cellular component: SNARE complex; plasma membrane. The record is from RefSeq and is a predicted model, not a curated record. Bases 201 to 974 code for a protein of 257 amino acids. Gene Ontology annotation, biological process: synaptic vesicle fusion to presynaptic active zone membrane; synaptic vesicle priming; exocytosis.
GAGCGAGCUUGUCGAGGGCGCAGUAGGGUGAGGUGGCGGUCGCGGGGGCGACGGAGCUGAGGUUGGGAACGGCAGCGGCGGCUAGAGAAACCUUUAAUCAUCUUUAAAAACAACUGCGCCAGGACAUCGCACCUUUGUGAGCGGGGCAUUGAAGAAUCUCUUUGAGUGACCUGGGCAGUUGAGGCUUGGCAGCACACGCCAUGUCGGCUUAUUCCAGAAGUUACAAUCCGUUUGAUGAUGAUGCGGAUGAAGAAGACCUGAAGCCAGCGAAAUGGAAGAAUGAAGAGGAUUUCUCCCAGAAGCCCAGGGAGCCUAUGGACAGACAGCAGUACCUGCGGCAGGAAGUGCUGAGGCGGACCGAGGCCUCUGUGGAGAGUACUAACCGCUCCCUUUCCUCCAUUUAUGAGUCCGAGAAGGUCGGAAUUGCUUCAUCCGAGGAGCUGGUGCGUCAGCGGGGAGUGCUGCAGCGCACGGAACAGAUGGUGGACAAGAUGGAGCAGGACUUAAAGACCAGCCAGAGGCACAUCAACAGUAUCAAGAGUGUGUUCGGGGGCUUCGUCAACUACUUCAAAUCCAAGCCUGCGGAAGCCACGCCGCCUAACGGUGUCGUGGACCCCCAGCCCAGCACGCGACUGAAAGAAGCCGUAGCCACGAGUAAGGAACAAGAGGGGAAUUAUCAGGCCAGCCACCCGAACCUCAGGAGGCUGCAGAGUUCAGAUGCCGUUGUUGGUGGGACUAGUUCUGCCGUCAGUACCGAUGCCUAUCUGAAGAAUCAACAUCUCCGAGCCUAUCACCAAAAAAUAGAUGACAAUCUUGAUGAGAUGUCCAAGGGGCUUGGCCGCCUCAAGGACAUCGCCUUGGGAAUGCAGACUGAAAUAGAAGAACAAGAUGACAUUCUUAACCGGCUCACAACCAAAGUCGACAAGCUAGACAUAAAUAUCAAAAGCACAGACAAAAAAGUCCGGCAGCUUUAGAGACAAAUGAGGUUUUCUGUUCAUCUGCCACGGAACGAUUUGAGAAAUUCUUUCCUUCCCAAGACGUUUUCCAAAACGUUUGGGAGAAUUCCAUUUCACUACUUUAGUAGGUUACUGAUUAAGACAUGUCUGCAAGAGGUACAACAGCAUGAGUCUUCUGAAAGGUUAUUUAGCCGGGAUGGACAGAAGGGAGGGCAGCACUGAGUGACCAAUGCCCCGGAUGCCUUGCUGGAAUGAGAAGAAAGUAACUUUAGUUCUCAGCUUAGUGAAAAGACAUAAUCAUCCUAGGAAACACGGAGAGCUUCUCACAUUGCUGUUUGUCAAAACGGAGGGCCUGCUGUGCUCUCCACCCAGAGGCGUCAGACCUGAGUGGGGUCCCAGGCCCCUUUUGUUGUCCCCCUUCUUGUUGGAGACAGAUUCGCUUCCCCACCUGGACGUUCCAUCUGACAGCAUUAUCCUGCAGAGAUUGAGGUCCUGAAUGGGAGCCCCUCCCCUCCUGUGCUUAGCUGACCUGUCCUCUCUGCUCCUCCUCGUUGGUCCUUCCUCCCGGCCACUGUGGUUGUGAAGGCCAUGUGCCUUCUUCCUCGAUGCCAGCGACUUUGCCAGUUGAACCAUUCUUUCAUAUCCCCUGGAAGUCUUCAAUGACUGCCUGUCCAGAAUUAGGAGCAGACUAUCCCUCUGUGCCCGGGACUGACUGGCUGAGGAGUGCUUAGGGCCCUCAAAGAGUGUGUGUGCCGUCUGCAGGCUUUUCCUUUCCCAAGAACUGGACAAAAAACUCUCUUUGUACCAUCUUAUCCCCCCGCCCCUGCACACUAGCAGUGCUCUGACUAAUCCCCUCUUUUCAAUCUCAAUUCAUGCAAGUCAGUCUAUAACAAAAAGAGGAUUUGAAAAAAUAUGAUUUGACUCUGGCAGGAAAGAGGCAGACAGAUCUUGUCACCAGAUUCUCAGCUUCAACUAGACAUUGUCUGUUCCCCGUUUAAUGGGUCACACUCCACCACAGUCCUUGUUUCGGGUAAGAAUGUCUGCACCAAGACUAGGAGAAUCCAGGAAGAAAUCCAAGGUGCCCCCAGGCCAAAUUAGGCCUGGGGCCACACUGUUGAGGCAGAGAAGUAUGCCUAUUAGUAAUUAGUAUGUCAGUAAUAGUUAUGCUUGUUAGUAAGGAUAGACCUGCUGGGUUGGAGCUGGCCCUUUUCUUAUUGAGUCUCUGUUUCUUACAGUCAGUUCCUUGGUAACUUUGCCAUCUUAGGCAAGGAACUGUCUCUCUGUUUCUGUCUGUCCCCCUGCCACCUAUCUAGACAUAGAGCGCUUGGGUGUGUAUGUCUCUCUCUCUAUAUCUAGAUCUUUAUCUAUAACGAGACGCAGAGGCACCUACCCAAUGCCGAACGACACCAGCCACGUGCACUGGAUGCCUUCAAAGAAUUGUGGAUCCAGUUGUUCUAAUAGGCCUGAUGUGAACUCGGUUCGCUUUUUGAGCAUUAAGGGAAAGUGAUUUCUUAAAUAAAAGACACUCAGCUGGGUGAGCACCUGCUUUGUUCCAGGGUAAAACCAAGCAGGAAGUCCAUUUUUAAAGCGACUUAUUUCUUAGAAGCCUUUUUCAGAGGAUGAAAGUCAGCUCUCAUUAUGAGAAAAGAGCAAGAGGAUUUCUUCUGCCCCUGGUGCCUAUUCCAUCUUCACAUGCUCCGUGCCUUUGAUCUUUGCAGCCUUCAGAGAUAGGCCCAGCAGAGAGCUCUUGGGAGCACCUCUGGUGCAGCAGAUCUUGAGUUUUCUCACCAGUGGUCGUGACUGUCUGGAGAGCUGCCAUUUCCUGAAGCUGCUCAGGGCCUGGUUGCAGCCUCCUGAUGAUGACUGAAGGGAGAAGCCAAGUGAGAAGGGAGUUAAGUCACAGAAGUGAGAUUGCCUAUUGCUUUGCUCCAGACUUCUAGUAAGAAAGCGCACCCUCCCGUUAGCACGCUCACUGGUGGGUCCAGCCGGACCAAGAGGGCCGAGCUUUGGGGGCAAAGAUUCUAAGACUGCACUCAGACCUGAGUUCAGCUCCCUUCUCCUGGGGUUUUUACCAAUGCCUUUCUUGACCUUCCUCCACCUCACCUGAUUCUGUCUGCUGGUUUUUUGUAAUGAAAGGGAGAGGUCAUUACAUCUUGGGCUUGGAAAAGUAAUUUUGAAGGCAGCUAGUCACUCCUGUCUGUCAAGGAACAAAGUGCUAAUAAGCUAACGUAGAUCAUUAAACACAGCCGGUUCCAAGUAGACAGCCUAACCCCUGCUGAAGAGUCCUUGAGAAGCUGGACACCUCCUGGGACAGACUUUCCAGGUGAUCACUCGUGAAGCUGCCCAUUGUGUCUGCUUGAUAACCAGCUGUAGCCAAAGGCAGGUACAGCCAAAGCACAUCCCUGGUGCCAGAUGUCGCCUAACUUGGAAAGAAGCACAGAGGAGGCUCCUGUGAGGCUUCAUCGUCUUUUUACCUGCGCACUUUGAUGGAAAUGCAUCUAUAAAUGCUUCUCCUGAUCUCUCCAACAAAGGUUGAGAGCUUUGGCUGUGUCUGGGUCUCAGGAUCAUACCCUGUGUGAGGGCGUAGGGGAAGAACAUGGGUGCUGACUGUGGGACCCAACCACAGGUGUGUUCCUUGUAAGACCUCAGGCAGCUUAGAACACAGCCAGACAGAAGGAAUUUUCCAGAGUUAUGCAGGAACACAGACAUCAAGGCAAAAUCACCUUGGCAAACAGCUUCCCCAAGCUUCAUUGCUCAGCCACACGCAAGGCUCCUCUGGAUUUCUUACCCUCCCUUCUCCCAGAAGACAAAGGCUAACCUACCACAACCCAAGGGUGUCAGGCUAUGUUUGCUUCUAUCUCCUGCCAUCCUGCCUGAGUUCAAUUGCUGUGCCUCCUUGAUUGUGCCGAGAGAUUGUUGAACAUGGUUUCUCACCUGAGUUAGGGCCCCUCCACAAAAGUUACAAAUGCAACUCCAGCCUGAAGGGAACCUAAUGUCCAUAACUGGGCUGGAAACAAAUUGCCUUUCCAGAAGUGGCUUAUCUUCUAGAGCAGAGUUGCUGCAAACUUUCCUAUUCUUGGAUUGGGUUUGAAAUAUGCUGCGCAACUAACUGUUAUUGAUACUUCUCUUGAAAAAAAGACUGCUUUUAACACCCAGCCAGUACAAAUGUUUCUGUGCAUCCCCUGGAAAAGAACACUUUGAUUUGAACGCAAGAAUCUGAAAGACUCAGAUCAAAAGGCAGACAUUUAAGGAUGCAACUAAUCUUCAGUACCUCUAACUUGAUUUUGUUGAUCUGUUAUUUUAAUUGUAAAACCAUACCAGUUUGUUACUAAUCUCACAUAUAACGGAAAUAGAAAUCCUUUCAUGGAGACUUAAAAGCAAAAAGCCUUGCUUGAGCAAUUCCAUUGGUAAAAAUUGAAAUGUUAUGUCAUUAAAAAGGCUUACUGUACA